This is a messenger RNA of Daphnia carinata, 5898 nucleotides long. RefSeq lists its product as uncharacterized. The record is from RefSeq and is a predicted model, not a curated record. Bases 1 to 5898 code for a protein of 1965 amino acids. Gene Ontology annotation, molecular function: nucleic acid binding. NCBI's taxonomy places the organism in Eukaryota, Metazoa, Arthropoda, Branchiopoda, Diplostraca, Daphniidae. The transcript has 4 exons. Gene Ontology annotation, biological process: DNA integration.
AUGGAGAAGAUCAAGGGAUACAAGGAUCUCACGAUGACGGCGGAACUGGAUAACGAUAUUGCCACGGAUACAGAACUCCUGAAGCAACGUUACCAGAAAUUUAUUAAAGCAAGUUACCAAGUACGCUGGGCCUUGCAGAAUACGAACGCUACCGAGGAGCAAAUCGAGCAAGAUUACUCCACAGUAGCUGAAGUAGAAGAAGAAAUGAGCAGCAUACUCGCCUUCAGAAAAGAACAGCGCCAAAUUGAGGAGGACAGAAACCGAUUGCUUCAAGACCUGCUUACUCAACAGCAGCAGCUCUUCGCAACCCAAAUCCUCCAACAACAGCAAGCCCACGCCUUACAAAUUCAACAACUUAUGGCGCAAAACCAAGCACCAGCUCAAGUAGCAGCAGCAGCAGCUCCAAUUCAACAAGCAACACGUCUUCCCCAAAGACAAAUCAAGCACUUUAAAGGAGAUAUUCUUGAGUGGACAUCAUUCUGGGAGAGCUUUAAUGCCUCCAUUCACUCGUCUACAAUGUCGGAUGUCCAAAAAUUCGACUACUUAAAAGAAUAUCUAAAAGGGGAAGCGUACUUGUGCGUUGAAAAUCUGGAACUCACCGCAGCAAACUACAACAUUGCCAUAGCAGAGCUAAAAAGAGUCUACGCUAAACCAAAGGCUCUUAUUCAAACUCAUUUAUGCAAGUUUGACAACCUAGCUCCUGUCAAGACAAUGGCAGACGUAUCGGCGCUGAGAAAAUUGCAGCUCACAGUCCAGUCUCAUAUUAAUGCCUUGGAAACCCUCGGGGUUCGAAAAGAAUCAUUUGGAGGACUCCUUGGCACAAAACUAAUGAAAUUGCUUCCUGCAGAAUUGCAGAAAGAGUGGUCGAGCUCUGAAGAAAACGAAAUCACAGACAUUGCAUCCCUACUGAAUUUCAUCAGGGAUGAAGUUGACGCAGCGGAGAGGUACAGCCGAUGGAAAUCGGAAACCACAAAAACGCCACAACAGUCAACAUCGCCAAGUCCAGCGAAACCAAUACACGCUGCCACAGCAUCACAGCUGGCGAUUGGAGCCAGAUCACAACCAGCUCCACACACCAGCAAAAACUCCAGACAAUUUGUGCCACCGUCAAACACACCUUUUAGGAGACAGGACAAUUUUAUCAUGCGAGAAUGCACAAGACCAUGCAUUUUCUGCGGGGAAGUUCACUACCCCACGGUUUGUCCAGUGAACCUAAAAGAAAAAAAGGCCAUCAUCGCUAAGCUAAAAAGGUGCGUCAGAUGCUUCAGUGCAAACCACGAAACUCUGAACUGCACCACAAACUACACUUGCAAACAUUGCCAAGCCAUUCAUCACACGGCUCUCUGCGACAAAAAGCAGACACGUUUUGCGCACCAAACUGUUAAUGGCAACAGCGCCAUCACAAAUGUUACGGCGUCUGCUGCAAGCGCAAACACCCCAGGCAAUCUCGUGGUGAAGACAGCUACAGUAAAUGUAGUAGGCCCAAAUGGCAAACAAACAAGAGCCAUUUUAUUUAUAGACGACGGCAGCCAUAGAUCUUGGGUCACAAGAUCUAUUUCAAAAUUGUUGGAUCUCAAAGUGGUGGCAGUGGAAAACCUCGGUACCAGAGUUUUCAAGCAACGAAAACCCAAUCCAGUGGAGAAGACAAAUUCAGUCGAGCUGACAUUUAGGGGCACUUGGCAGGGUGCCCCACUCGUCAAAAUUACAGCACUAGAAACGGACUACAUUGGAGACACUGGUCCAUAUGCCCACACAACAUUCGCACAAAAAUUGUGGCUGGACAACGAAAGAAUGGCUGACGACAGGUUCGAGACAAACAGCCAGGAAAAAGAUGUCGGGAUUUUAAUAGGAGUCGACCAGAUGUUUGAAAUCAUCCCUAACGAAGCAGCUAUCCAAAGCCCGUGUGGCCUAAGGGCCUACAACACAAAGCUUGGGCGGAUGAUAGUUGGACCUUCUAAAGAAAAAAAUUCGAAAAAAGGCAAAGCAUUGAUCCAGCAAAUGCUGCAAUGCAGUAGUUUCUCAGCCCAAUCAGUAGCUUCAUAUGCAGCCGGCUGCCUCAAUUCAAACUACACUUUUACAACUCUUCCAGAAGAAAAGGAGAAAACGCCGGAUGUAAAGGAGAAAAAGGAAUCUUCAUCUCCCCACCCGACCUCUAUAGAAGAAAUUUCCAUAGAGAACUCCAUUAUUAAAAAAGAAAAAAAGAAGAUUGUAAAAGAAGAAUUAAAGCGGCAGACGGACUUUGACCUAUCCUUGUUUUGGAAGCUAGAACACUUUGCCAUUUUAGACGAUUGUGAUGCAGUGGAGCCAGACGAUCCUCUAGGCUCCUUUGGAGAAAAAAUCACCCGUCAAGAAGAUGGGCGAUACUGCACCCCAAUCCCAUGGAAAACGGAUAAGUGGAGGUUGGAGAAAAAUUUCCUGAUGGCUAAAGGAAGACUGGAGAGUCUUUUAAACAGACUCAAGAAAACGCCAGCGCUUCUAUCUGCUUACCACCAGGAGAUCGAGCAACUCAGAGUCCAAAACUUCGUAGAAAAGGCAGACCUAAACUACGAUGGACUCCACACUUAUCUGCCACAUCAUCCUGUCAUCCGACAGGAUAAAACAACCACGAAAAUCCGACCGGUCUUUGAUGGAGCGGCUAAGUCCAAAUUUGGACCAAGCCUCAACGACGUCCUAGAAACCGGUCCGAACCUGAAUCCUGACCUGCUAGCCGUUCUAAUGCGAUUCCGAUUAAAUCGGAUCGCAUGGAUAGCAGAUAUUGAAAAAGCUUUUUUAAACAUCGCCCUGCAUCCUGAAGACUCAGAAGCAGUACGAUUCCUGUGGGUAACGGAACCAGAAACAUCUGGCUCCCCUUUAUUUGCUUACAAAUGGAAGCGAGUUCCAUUUGGACUCAGUUCCAGCCCAUUCUUGCUUAGAGUUACCCUCAACAAGCAUUUGGAUGGAAUGGAGCCACUGUACUCCACUACAGUAAAACAGCUAAAAGAGAAAAUUUACGUCGACGACUACCUAGGUGGCGCCGACAGCAUUCCCACAGCCAAAAACAGGAUUCAGGAAACAAAGGCCAUCUUCCAGGAGGCUAAACUCAACAUGCGAAGCUGGGUGACAAACGACAAAACACUUCGCAAAUUUCUCAGUGAGAAGGGGCUUAUCAACCCCAUUGUCAAAAUCUUCACUCAGAAACUGGAAGAGGGCCAACCAAAGGUCCUAGGCAUUCGGUGGGACACCGAAUCUGACACAUUCCAAUUCGACCCCGCGCCUAUCAUUGAAGCCGCUACAGAAUUGGGAGACCUUGUCACCAAAAGAAAUAUCCUACGGAUAUCUGCAAGAGUGUUUGAUCCCAUUGGGUUCUUAGCACCCACUACACUCCUGCUAAAAACCAUCUACCAGAAGCUUUGGGAAGCAGAAAUUGACUGGGACGUCGAAGCGCCGCCGGAAAUUAGACAAACAUGGAUAGCUGCUAUGACUGGGUUGAACGAGUUCGCCAAAUUGAAAAUCCCUCGCUGGAUAGGCCACUCGAAAAGGGUCAUACAAUCAGCAGAAAUUCACGUCUUCGGUGAUGCUUCUGAGGCGGCGUAUGGAGCCGUUGCUUAUGCAAGGCUCCAAACAAAAAACAACGAAACCAGCAUUCACUUUCUAGCCAGUAAAACAAAAGUGGCCCCGCUCCCAAAGAAAAAAGUUACCCUACCUCGAUUGGAGUUAUUAGGCUCGCUUCUAGCCGCAAGGCUAGGAGAUAAACUGAAAAAUUUUCUCCACACAGAAUCAUGGCGAACCAUAUUUUGGGCAGACUCUUUGGUAGCACUUGGAUGGAUCAGAGGGGAUCCUAACAGAUGGAAACCAUUUGUUAGGAACCAAGUGGAAGCUAUAAAAAAACUGUCUGGAGUAAGUUGGUGGCGGCACUGCCCGGGCAUACACAAUCCUGCGGAUCUUGCCUCGCGGGGAGCGCCAGCGUCAGCGCUGGUACACUCGGAGCUAUGGUGGAAUGGUCCACCAUGGCUAAAGGAAGAAACAGAAUGGCCGGAUUCAACACCCGAUGCAGGAGAAACAAGCAUCCACGAAAAGAUCGAAGCGGAAGCCAAAGGAAAAACCGUCAUGAUGUCGGUGGCUACCGUGGAACCAGCUACCCCAGUUCCUCUACAAGAAUCGCCCCAUCAACAGAACGCAAAUCAAAACUCCAAUCAAGAUAGGAGACGAAAAGGAGAUACUGGUAGACCAUCUGACAGUAGAGGAACUGACGAAGGCGGAGCUACUGAUCUACAGGCAGCUCCAAAAAGAAGCAUUUCCAAAGACGUUCCAAGACCUACAAGAGGAAGGCAACUACACCACAAGGAGAAAAUUGCCAAACUCCGACCCGUGUGGGAUGAAAGAGACAAGCUGAUCAGAGUGACCGGAAGGGUCGAAUUGGCACUCAGAGACAGGGACAUUGAACCUGCCAUACUGCUGCCCACUCACCACCCAGUUGUCAAAUUGCUCAUCGCAGACAGGCACGUCACACUUAAACACGCCGGAGUGAAAACUACCUUCUCCGAUCUAAGGGAACGUUUUUGGAUUAUCAAAGGGCGUCAGCAGACCAAAUCUGUUUGGCAUGCCUGCGUCAAGUGCCAACGGCUAACUUCACCACCAUUUACUGAAGUAGCUGCACCUCUACCACUGAAUCGCUUGAAACAAGCGAAAGCCUUCGAAAUCACGGGUGUGGAUUUCGCAGGGCCAUUGUAUUACAAACACCCAAUAUCACGUAAGAAACGCAAGCAAGCGGAACUUACGACCUCCGUGGAUCCCCCACAAACGGAUGAUCCAAGUGUGGAGAAUCCAGCCGAGCCUCCAGCCAUGGAACAAACGGAGGAAAAAGAAAACCUCAAAAAGAAGAAAAAGGGUACAAUCAAGCAACCCAAAAGUUAUGCCUGCUUAUUCACCUGUGCGGUGACUAGGGCCGUCCACCUGGAGUUGACUAAAACCAUGUCAGCACGUGACUUUCUCCUAGCCUUCAGAAGAUUUUCAGCUAGGAGAGGUAACGUGUCUGUCAUGUAUUCGGAUAACGCACAAACAUUUAGGUGCGUUUCCAAACACUUAAAGGUCUUGAGAUCCGAUCCAGCGAUCCAUGACCUUUUAGCCAUGCGAAAAACCGAGUGGAUCUUCUCCGCCAGCCUAGCCCCAUGGUGGGGAGGCUUCUGGGAACGCAUGGUUAGGACAAUGAAAGACCUACUACGGCGUUCCAAUGGCCGUGCGUGUCUAGAAUACGACGAGCUGGAAGUCAGUUUGAUCGAGACAGAAAGCGUAGUGAACGCAAGGCCACUCACCUACGUGGCAGAGGGGAGUGAUGAUCCACUUCCCAUCACUCCGAACCAAUUUCUGAACAACAGACGAUCUAAUUGCACUCCGCCGGAGCCAGCAAUUAACCUACUGACUCCCGACCCAACCAACGCACGACUCAUUGAAAUGGAUCGCCUACGCAGAGACUACGUCAAGGACACUUGCGAGCGAUUCGUGAAUGACUACUUGCUCCAAGUAGACAAUUUUCACUGCAAAGGAGGGCCUGGACGCAAGAUCCGAGUAGGCGAAGUUGUCAUCAUCCACGAUGACAACACGAAGCGACUUAUGUGGACAGUCGGUGUAGUGAAGGAGCUCAUUUCCAGCCGAGACGGGCUGAUUCGAUCGGUAACGGUCAAGACCCCUAACGGGAACUUGAUUAACCGAGCGAUUCAGUCCCUACACCCCCUGGAAUUACGCGAGGACCAGCCCGACGACGUUGAAAUACUACCCUCGCCGGAAAUGGAGCCGGAAGAAGACACAACUCCAUCCGUGUCAGCCGCCAGCCCGGUCGAAGAGAGCGAGCCGUGGAGCACGGGCUCUGGUGGGGAGUGUGUAGGGAAUAUAUUAGAUCCCCAACAGCAGACGACGCGGUAA